AUGGCGACGCGUCGCGACGCGGCGACGCUCGAUUCCGAGGCUGCCUCCUCCUCCUCCGAGGAGGAGGCGGCGGCGGAGAAACGCGCGGCGGCGGCCGCGGACGGCGGAUUCCGCGCGCUCCUCGCGGCGACGCGCGCGCCGUCCUCGCCGCUCCCGACGCUCCUCCUCUUUCUCCUCCUCCACGACUUCCGCCCCUCCGAGCCGUUCCUCGUGGAGCACUACGUCCGCGCGCUCGGCGUGGACGCGACGUACGUCGCCGAGCGCGUCUUCCCGCUGUUCACGUACGCGCGCAUGCCGUGCCUCGCGAUCGUCGCGCUUUGGUCGAGCGCGGGGAGGAGACGACGCGGCGGCGGACGACGAUGCCUCGCGGUGGUCAUCGCGGGCGCGUGCGCGAGCGUCCUCGCCACGACGCUGACGCUCUCGAUAUCGUCGAUCUCGUCGAUCGGGGGCGGCGCGCGCGCGUCGGCGACGGCGUCCGAGCCGAGCGCGCGCGUCGUCGCGGUCCUGGCGACGUCGCAGACGCUCGUCGCGUUCGCGUUCGCGUCGCAUCAAGCGCUGAUCGGGUGGCUGUUUCAAUCCUCCGUCGCGCGCGGCGGCGGCGCGCUCGCCGCGGCGACGCACGGCGUCAAGGCGGCCGCGCUCCUCGCGUCCGGCGCGUCCGCGCUGUUCGGACAGGCGAUGCGCGCGUCCGGGGCGCCGUUGGAAGCGCUGUUCGCGACGACCGCGUGCGUCUCGGUCGUCGCCGUCGCCGUCGCGGCGAGGCUGCGCGCGGACGACGACGACGCGACGCGUUCGUCGUCGUCGCCGGAGGGGCGCCGCGUCGUCGUCGUCGUCCGCGCGCGCCCGCGACGCGACGGCGGGUUCGCGCGGACGGCGCGCGCGAUGCCGCGCGAUGCGUGGCUGUGGUGCGCGUGGAGCGUCGCGUGCGCGCCGUCGCACGCGUACGUCGCGUCGAACUGGCAGGCGUUGGCGUCGACCGCCGGCGGGCCGACAGCGGGAGGGUUCAACGGGUACUUCUCGUCCGCGCAGUACGCGCUCGCGGCGAUCGCGACGAUGGCGCUCGGGAGGGGCGCGUACCGUCGUCGUCGCGCGGGGGCGGGGGUCGCGGUGGCGGCGAACGCUCGAGGGUGGAUCGCGCCGGCGGCGACCGCGACGCUCGCGGCGUCGACGGCGGCGCUCGCGGCGUGGGGCGCGGGAUGGUGGUUCUCCUCGUCCGGCGGUAUCAACGCCGCGGUCGGCUACGCCGCGCUCCUGAUCUUCGCGUGCGCGUUCGAGGCCACGAGCGGCGUGUGCGCAGCGGCGAUGGGGAAAGGCGCGAGGGUCGGCGCGGCGGCGGCCUCGAGAGACGACGAUCGACGCGCGGAGAGGGGGAGCGCGUCGGGGGGACAAGUCUCGGACGACGACGACGACGACGACGACGCGGCUCUUGUCGGCGGGCACGUCACCGCGCUGUUCUCUCUCGUCUCCGCGGUCGGGUAUCUCCUCGCGAGCGCGGCGCAUGCGGCGUUCGACGCGCGCGGCGGCGUGUCCCUCGCGACGCGGUUCGCGUCUCACGCCGCGUGGCUAGCGUGCGCUUCGGCGUUGCUGGCGGCGGCGGCUUCGGGGGGCUUCUUCGGGGCCGGCUCGCGGCGGGGGUCCCGGGACGACGACGACGACGACGACGGCGGCGGCGGCGCGUCUGGGGGGUACGUAACCGACGAUUUCGAGGAGGGAGGCGGCGGCGAAGGCGUCGACGCGCCGUUGUUGCGACGGACGACCGACUAG
Molecule: messenger RNA, 1764 nt
Organism: Micromonas pusilla CCMP1545
Lineage: Eukaryota; Viridiplantae; Chlorophyta; Mamiellophyceae; Mamiellales; Mamiellaceae
Exons: 1
Coding region: 1-1764 (587 amino acids)
Biological process (GO): transmembrane transport; vitamin transport
Cellular component (GO): plasma membrane
Molecular function (GO): vitamin transmembrane transporter activity
Source: RefSeq, a predicted model, not a curated record